Hydractinia symbiolongicarpus is the source of this 5669-nucleotide messenger RNA. Its product is annotated as glycogen debranching enzyme-like. The record is from RefSeq and is a predicted model, not a curated record. Gene Ontology annotation, molecular function: 4-alpha-glucanotransferase activity; amylo-alpha-1,6-glucosidase activity. Gene Ontology annotation, biological process: glycogen biosynthetic process; glycogen catabolic process. Lineage: Eukaryota; Metazoa; Cnidaria; Hydrozoa; Anthoathecata; Hydractiniidae. The coding region runs from base 319 to 4866 and encodes 1515 amino acids. The transcript has 27 exons.
AGUAUAGUCACUGUAGUUCGAUCUAAUCCUCAUCCUCCUCUCUUUAGAGAUGGAGUAGAAGAAGAGGAAGAAGUGACUGACGUUGGUCGUCCACGACAGGCCUAAAGCUACAACUUCAAAAGUAAACAAAGUAACAUAAUGUUAUGAAUUUGCUGUUGUUUUUCUAUCAUUUCCGUUAUUACCUUAAGUGAUCGGUAUUUGGUUUCUAUUUGCUUCCUUCAAAUCUAUUAUCAUAGUGAUUGCAUUAUGAUCUGUAUAAACUUACACUUACACACAAGUACUAAAGCCAUCUUAGCAUAAGCUUUUUAUAAUAGCAGUAUGAUGGAGAAUAUUCAACCUUUGCAAUUAGAAGAGGAUAAAGACUAUAGUACUACACUGUAUCGUAUUGAAAAAGGUUGGACGAUUCGGUUUGCAUUGGGAUCCAGUCUGCAAGGUAUAGAUGUUCAACUAUUUUGCAACCAUCCAACAACAUCUGAAGUUGAAUUUGAUGAGAAAAAGUAUAAUGAAUUGUCAUGGUUAACACAGACCGAAUAUUCAUUAGAUUUAGUUGACUUAUACUCCGAUCUAAAAAUACACAAAGCUGGUGUAUUUAAGUUCUAUUUGCAAAAGAAUUUACAUGGCAAAAAAACUUGCAUCUGCCAAGGGACUUUUAUUGUUGAUCCUGUCCUGAAACUUAAUUGCAAUCAGUUGCACUUGGAUAGUAUAAUUUUGCAAACGGUGUUGACAAAAUGUCUUGGUCCAUUUUCUCAGUGGAAAAAACGGCUUCAAGUUGCGUACGAAACAGGAUACAAUAUGAUUCAUUUCACCCCAAUACAAGAGCUAGGUUCAUCAAACUCGUCGUAUUCUUUGAAAGAUCAUAUGAAGUUUGGUCCAUCGUUUUCUGAUGGUGAAGCUGAGUUAACAGAAACUGCCUUAAAAAAGUUCAUCAACAAAAUACGUCAAGAAUGGAACAUGCUCUCCAUAAUAGAUGUAGUAUGGAAUCAUUGCGCCAACAAUUGUGAAUGGAUUUUAAAGCAUCCCAACGCUGCCUACAAUUUAAAAAAUUCACCCCAUUUACGUCCUGCCUUUCUUGUUGAUCGCACAUUGUGGUAUCUAAACAAAGACAUAAUGAAGGGUAAACUUAUAAACAAUGGCAUAUUAAAAUCCAUAACAACAGAACAAGAGAUUGAUUUUAUUAGAAUCGCACUUAGGAAACGUUUGAAAUUAUUAAGGCUUUGUGAAUUUUUUCAAGUUGAUCUCAAAAGUGAACUACAAAAGUUUAUGGAUGCUGAUGAGACAUUUAUGAAGAAAGAAGCUACACCAAAGAUUAUUCAAGAUCCUAGUUAUAGAAGAUUUGGUUGCCAUGUCAAUAUUGAUGAAAUUGCACAUUUGUGUUACAUGGAAAGUAAUGGAAUUCCAACAGACAAAGAUACUGCCUGUAGAAAUUUCCAAAAAAUUAUUGAAAAAUUAAAUGUUGAAAAAGCAACAUAUGUUGCCAAACUUGAAGAAAAGAUAAUUCAUAAUACGGCAGGUCAUAUUAGGUAUCACUUUCUGGAUGAUAAUGGACCUAAGUAUGGUUGUGUAACAAAGGAACAUUCAAUAGCCACAAGAUACUUCUCAUACCCUUUCAAAGACACAUCAAUAAAAAACGAUGCAUUGCUAGUAGAUAAUGGCGAUGCGGCUCUCAUUAUGGCUCAUAAUGGUUGGGUUAUGGGUGGGGAUGCGUUGAAGAACUUUGCUGAGUCUGAUUCCAGUGUUUAUCUAUGCCGUGAGUUAGUGGCUUGGGGAGAUAGCAUUAAGUUGCGAUAUGGAUUGAAGCCGGAUGAUUCUCCCUACUUGUGGAAUUUAAUGAAAGAGUACACAGAGCAAAUGGCAAGAAUAUUUCAUGGUUUUCGAUUGGAUAAUUGUCAUGGCACACCCAUUCAUGUUGCUGAGUAUCUUGUCUCAUGUGCAAGGGCCAUCAACCCAGAUUUAUAUGUGAUUGCUGAGUUGUUUACUAACAGUGAAGAAUUAGAUAAUACAUUUAUCAACAGACUGGGAAUUAACUCACUUAUUAGAGAAAAUAUGGGUGCUAGUAGUCCACGUGAUUUAGGUAGGCACGUGCAUCGAUUUGGUGGUGAUGCAGUUGGGUCAUUUUUGAAAACAUCAUCCCAACCACUCCGUCCUUCAAUGGCUCAUGCUAUUUUUAUGGAUGUUACCCAUGACAACCCUUCGUUGUUUGAGUCUCGCACCGUGUUUGAUAUUUUACCAAGUGCUGCGUUAGUCUUGGCAACAGCAUCUGGUGCAGGAAGUAGUCGGGGUUAUGAUGAAUUGGUGCCACAUCAUAUACAUGUUGUGGCGGAGAACAGGUUAUACCAAUCUUGGUCUCCUUCUUCAUCAUGCAAUGGUUAUGUGUCAAUGAACCAAGGAAUACUAUAUGCUAAAAAGGUUUUAAAUAAACUUCAUCAGGACAUGAGAAGUAAUGGCUUCACUCAGAUAUACGUUGACCAAGCAACUGAAGAAAUAGCUUUCGUAACCCGACACGCACCACAUUCACAUGAAAGCUACGUCAUUGUAGCACAUUCUGCUUUUUCUACUCCUGCUGCAAAAAAUUAUCCAAGUAAAGCGAAUGCUAGUUGCAAUAUACAAGUUCCACCAUUAAAGUUAGAAGGUACAUUGGACAAGAUAGUUUUUGAGGCACAGCUACUUGAUGUGGGGAAGACAAAGUUUGUCCGCAAUGCUGAAUUUAUCAAUGGUAGCAUGGAAUAUGAAUUGCAAAUGCAGGAGAACAUUCCCAUUGAGCAAUCUAAGCUUGUUGUAUUGUCUGGCAUUGAUGGACACCAAGAAAUCAAUUUUAAACAUUUUUUGCCUGGUAGUGUUGUUAUUGUUAAAGUGUUGCCGACCCCAAAAGUGAAGAAGUCUGUGCAGUCUUUAAGACAUGUUUUGUCUUUAUUCUCACGUCCAAAUUAUCAUAUUCUAAACGAUACUACAGAAAGGUUCAACAUUGAACCAGUGGAUAGGAUAAUUUCCAAGCUUUCAUUAGCCGACUUGAAUCGUGUAUUAUAUCGAUGCAGCAAUGAAGAACAGGAUGAUGGAAAUGGUGGCGGUGCGUAUAACAUUCCACGGUAUGGCGAUGUCGUCUAUUGUGGUACUCAAGGUUUUAUGUCUAUCUUAUCAACUGUUCGUCAACACAAUGACCUUGGUCAUCCCAUAUGUGACAAUCUGCGUGCUGGAGACUGGAUGACAGGGUAUAUUGCAAACCGAUUGAUGUAUUAUGAUUCAACAAAACCACUCGGUUUAUGGUUAGCUUCAGUGUUUCAAUAUUUAAAAGAUUUGCCUCGCUAUCUCAUUCCGUGUUACUUUGAGGCGAUUUUAACAGGCGUACAUGUAAGUUGUUUGGAACAAGUUUUCAAUCUGAUGUCAAAAUUCAUUCAAGAUGGAGACAGUCUUGUUAAAUCUUUAUCACUUGGUUCAGUUCAAAUGUGUGGUGUAACAAACUCAUCCAAACUUCCGGCAGUUUCCAAAUCAGUUACAAACUCCAGUGAUCAGUAUCUGACCAUGGCAGCUGGCUUGCCACAUUUUUCAACCGGAUUCAUGAGGUGUUGGGGUCGUGAUACUUUUAUAGCUUUGCGGGGGUUGUUACUUGUGACGGGAAGAUUUAAUGAAGCGAGAAACCUAAUUUUAUCGUUUGGUGGCUGCAUGAGACAUGGUCUUAUUCCCAACUUAUUAGCUGAAGGGAUUAACGCCCGAUAUAACGCCCGUGACGCCACUUGGUUUUGGUUGCAAGCUGUUCAAGAUUAUUCAACCAUGAAGAAGGACGGGCAUAUGAUUUUGAAUGCUCAUGUUGUUCGAAUGUAUCCCACGGAUGAUGCUGAAGCGCAAGUGGGAAUAGCACAGGAAGUUCCAUUGCAAGAUAUCGUACAAGAAAUUUUAGAGCGCCAUUUUCAAGGUUUCGCUUUUCGCGAGCGUAAUGCUGGCGAAUCGCUCGAUCGCGACAUGAGUAGCGAUGGUUUUGUACAGUCCGCUGGAGUCGAUCUACAAACAGGUUUUGUUUACGGUGGGAGUAAAGAAAACUGUGGAACGUGGAUGGAUAAGAUGGGAAGUUCUGUUUUGGCUGAAAACAAAGGUCAUCCUGCAACUCCCAGAGAUGGAAGUGCCGUCGAGUUGGUAGGCUUAUGCAAGUCCACUCUAAGAUGGUUGAUUGCAAUGCACGACAAAGGGUUUUAUAAGUAUAAAGAAGUCACAAGAAAAAGUCAUUCAGGUGAGUUGAUGACGUGGACAUAUAAAGAAUGGGACAAAAAGAUUUAUGAGAACUUCGAGAAUAAGUUUUUUGUUGGUGAAGGAGACUCUGCUGACGUCGACAAAAAUUUGGUCCACAAAAGAAACAUAUAUAAAGAUAGUUAUAAAUCAACGAAUGGAUUUACAGAUUACCAGUUGAGACCAAACGUGCCGAUUGCGAUGUGUGUGGCUCCUGAAUUAUUCAACGUAAAGCACGCGUGUGCGGCUUUACAACAGAUUGAAACUCAUUUACUUGCGCCCAUGGGAUUAGCUACGCUCGAUCCGGAUGACUGGAAUUAUGAUGGUUUUUACGAGAACGAUUUGGAUAUGAAGCAGUUCAAUAAAGCGUUAGGAUUCAACUAUCAUCAAGGACCAGAAUGGACUUGGGUGCUGGGACCCUUUCUUCGAGCCAAACUUCUUUUCGCAAAAAAAUCUGGAGAAGACGUCGAGGAAACGAGCAAGCAAAUAUAUCAAAUGUUGUCGCGACAUAAAAGAGAACUGUCGACGUCAGCAUGGAAAGGGUUACCUGAACUGACCAAUCAGAAUGGUGCUUAUUGCGGCCACAGUUGUCCUACACAGGCGUGGUCGAUGGCGUGCUUGUUGGAGGUGUUGUAUGAUGUGAAACAUUGACGUUGGAGUGACGAAGUUGUGUUCGACUGUGACGUGACAUUGUUUUAAUCGUAGUGUGUAGUGUUCUUAAGCAAAGUGUAUGAAAACUAAAAGUAAUUUUUUAAUACGUGGAAUUUUACGUCAAUGAAUUGCUAUCAUACACUUCUGCUAAACAGAGCACGAGCUGCUUGAAGUAGCAAAUGUUUUGAUUGACAGAAAUUAAAAUGGCGAAUGUUGAUUUUAAAAUAACUUAAAAUAAUUAUUCAUAGAUAUUCUUACACUAGUGUGGUUUUCAAGCUCGAAAUAACUUUAGCCAUGUAAAUGUAGUAUUGUGAAAGGGGUGAUUAAUUCUUGUUUAUGAAUUGUAUUUCGACUGUUAUUGUGUAGUCUCAUUGUGUAGUGUUUGUGAUUUAAAUUGUCACAGGUGUAUAACUUCAUGGAGAGGUCAAACAAAUUCGUUGCCUCAAACUAAAUCAGUUUGCAAUUUCAACACCAAAAUAGUUGCGAAGGAAGAAGUUGUCAUAUCUGUCGUUUGUUUGUUGUUUUCCCUCCCAAAUAUUUUAUAAUUUCCUUAUUUUCGAUUUAAAAGCGCGCCACAAGCCCCCACCUCCUAAAAUUUGAUAAUCCUCUUUGCUCUCUUUUUCUUGAAAGACUUUUUUUUGUUUGCUAAAAAUAUAUUUACCUUUUUUUGUAUUUGUUUUUACUUUUUAUACAUAAUUUUUUAGUCAAUGCACUGAUUAGAUAUUACGUCAAACCAAAAAUUUAUGUUUUACAUGUAUGUGGAUAUUGCUGUGCACAAUUAAAAAUAAAUCUCGUUUCCAGGA